Ornithodoros turicata is the source of this 771-nucleotide messenger RNA. RefSeq lists its product as uncharacterized. The record is from RefSeq and is a predicted model, not a curated record. The coding region runs from base 1 to 771 and encodes 256 amino acids. The transcript has a single exon. Lineage: Eukaryota; Metazoa; Arthropoda; Arachnida; Ixodida; Argasidae.
AUGGCAAUCAUUGUGGUUCGAAAUCGAGGCAAGAAGCUUCCGGUUCUGAUGGGAAGGAACUGGUUAGAAAAACUACGCUUGGAUUGGAGUCUUGUCGGGCAAGUCACAGCUGAUUAUCGUGUCGAGGAAAUGCGUAAGAAAUUUCCAGACGUGUUUGAUUCAAGUCCGGGACUCAUAAAGGAAUUCCAAGCGAAGAUAAUCGUCAAGGACGGCAGCACACCAGUGUUCUGCAAGGCUCGAUCCAUUCCUUUCGCUGUAAGAAAUGCUGUAGCUGAGCAGCUGGACGAACUCGAAAAGACCGGCAUUGUAAAACAUGUUACACAGAGUGAAUGGGCCACUCCAUUAGUAGUGGUGCCUAAGAAGAACGGUGAGGGCCUAAGACUUUGCGGCGAGUACAAAGUGACUAUUAAUCCAGUGCUUCAAACGGAACAUUAUCUGUUACCGCACCUCGAAGAACUUUGCUCUGUUUUGGCAGGAGGCAGUGUUUUCUGUGUCCUUGAUUUGUCCUCUGCUUAUCACCAGAUUGAAGUGGCACCCGAAUGUCGUCAGCUGCUGACGGUCAACACACACCUGGGACUUUACCAGUUUCAAAGAUUACCGUUUGGUAUAUCAAGUGCACCUGCCAUAUUCCAGUCCCUGAUGGACAAGGUUUUGAAGGACAUACCUCAAGUAGGUCGUUACAUUGAUGACGUGAUUAUUGCUGGGAAGGACAUAGAAGACUGCAGCAAUCUCCUAGAGACGGUCCUUAAAAGGCUUAACAAGUAUAAUUAA